Messenger RNA from Colletotrichum acutatum, 591 nucleotides. RefSeq lists its product as uncharacterized. The record is from RefSeq and is a predicted model, not a curated record. The transcript has a single exon. Bases 65 to 382 code for a protein of 105 amino acids. Lineage: Eukaryota; Fungi; Ascomycota; Sordariomycetes; Glomerellales; Glomerellaceae.
AUUUUGACAGGUGCGAAUUGAGCUGGAGGAAGGAAGGCACUUGGACUCUCAGACCUGAUACCGAAUGGCAGGUGCUGCCGCCAGCUGCACUACCUACUUACUACUCUGUGUCUACAGGAUGUGUCUACAGGAUGUGUCUCAGAACUGUUCACUUCCAUUUACUCUCCAUUCCAACCCCAUCUUUUUGUUGCUCUUGUUCUCUACUUUCAGUUCGCUAGCUUCGAACCUUUUGUUCUUUAUCCGUUGCACCUGCAUGUGGCCGCCUGGGGUAAUGUCCUUGGCCGGACUGGAAUGCCAACUGAGCGUUCGUCGGGAAAAGACUGCCAUCCUAGCUUCCACCUCACACCUGAGAGGAUGUUCCUUGCAACCAACGGGACCCUGAAAAAAUAAGACAAAAAAAUCCAAACCACCGGAUGACCAAGCUCCAGCCACCGCUCCCAGCAGACACCGCGAUAGGUGUUUCCCUUACGAAUAGACAUCCAGAUGCUUCCACCUGUUCACUACGAGUGCAAGAUGACCUCUCACUUUCCUCCUCCGAUCAUCAAUACUGCAAAGGAAGGAUAUCAGCCAACGAAAGGACGGCAAACGAAC